Molecule: messenger RNA, 1588 nt
Organism: Seriola dumerili (greater amberjack)
Lineage: Eukaryota; Metazoa; Chordata; Actinopteri; Carangiformes; Carangidae
Product: sialidase-4-like
Exons: 2
Coding region: 74-1228 (384 amino acids)
Biological process (GO): ganglioside catabolic process; oligosaccharide catabolic process
Cellular component (GO): cytoplasm; lysosome; membrane
Molecular function (GO): exo-alpha-sialidase activity
Source: RefSeq, a predicted model, not a curated record
UCGUUUUAAGACGGAACACAGACUCGGAGUCACCUGCUGUCUGGGGAGCGCUCUGUGUACACGGACACCAGCCAUGAGCAAAGUCACUCUAACGGACGCCCAACCACUGAAAUUACAACAAACUGUCUUUAAAUCUUGUCAUAAAUGCGUGUAUAGGAUCCCUGCUCUUUUCUAUGAAAGAGAAAGUGAAACUCUUCUGGCCUUUGCAGAGCUGCGGAAGGCUGCAGCUGAUUCCAGUGCAAAAGCGCUGGUCAUGAAAACAGGAAAGCUGAAGGAGGAAUCCCCUGAUGUGAAGACAAUUGAGUGGUCAGAGCUCAAGACAGUGGAAGAGGCACAACGUGAUGGACACCGUACUAUGAACCCCUGCCCAGUGUAUGAGGAGAAGAGCAAAACAAUCUUCCUGUUUUUCAUCUGUGUUGAAGGCAAUGUCGAAGAGUGGUGGCAGAUAAGAAAUAACACCAACAAGGCUCGUCUGUGUUACAUCACAAGUAAGGAUCUUGGACAAAGUUGGAGCAAGGCGACAGAUUUGACAGACACACUGGACGAAAUUAAGAACUGGGCCACGCUGGCUGUUGGUCCAGGCCAUGGUCUUCAAAUGAAGGGGGGUAGAUUGAUUGUUCCAGUUUAUGGUUAUGCUAAGAACGAUGCUCCUUAUGCACUCGCCCUGUACAGUGAUGAUUCUGGUAAAAAUUGGCAGUUUGGCAAAAUGCUCCAAACAAAAUCAAUUGAAUGUGGAAUGGCAGAGUUUUUUGAUGAAGUAGACAAAAGCUUCAUCUACUGCAAUGCCCGUAGUCAUGGAGGUUAUCGAGUGGAAGCUGUCAGUGAACUUGAUGGGCAUGAAUUUGCCAAGCUGAGCGGCCCUGCCACGCUUGUUGAAACAGGUAGAGGCUGUCAGGGAAGUGUGGUCUCCUUUCCAGCUCAAAGUGAAGGUCCAAUUACAGAGAGUGACCAAAGCCAGAAUAAGAACAAGUGGCUGCUCUUCACUCACCCAAGCCAUAAGUCCAGAAGGAUUGAUUUAGGAGUGUAUCUGAACAAAUCCCCACAGGAUCCAAAUGCAUGGAGCAAACCCUGGGUCAUUAACCAUGGACCCAGUGGUUACUCAGACCUGGCUUACAUUGAUGAUGGUUGGUUUGCAUUUCUUGUCGAGUGUGGGAAGAAGACAGAACUUGAGCAGAUAGCCUCUGUGGUUGUUAGCUACAAGGACAUCAAGCAUGGCAUUGGAGAGUAACUGACAUGAUGCCUUUCUCUGUCGUUACAUUCUAACUUCCACACAUGAGACGUCAAAGUAACCUGCCGUUCAAUACAAAUAAUAAUACUGCACUUACAUCCUAUUUACAGCUGAUGAAUAUAUUAAGUGUUGUGUUAAGUUGCUAAGUUAUAUUUGCAUGCUCUAUCCUUUAAAAUCAUUAACAGCCAUGUGAAAAUACAGUUAACUUGAAGUUGCUUACAUUUACAUUUUUAUUUUGAUCUCACCUCUAAUAACCAUGAAAAGUAUGCAUGAUACUCUACUGACAUUCUAAAGAGCUGCCAUAUAUACAAAGAGUUUGUGUUUAUGAAAUGUAAAGACUAAAAUAAAUGUGGCGAAUGA